AUGUCCACUGCUGAACUUGCUCAAGCUGCUCAACAGGCCCAUACCCUCACUCCCGGGUUCUUGGAGGAUGUUAGGGUGGCCACCUCCACACUUUUGAACUUUUACAACCGUCACAGGGAAGGUCUUCUGGCCCACCAACAGACGGUGGAAGAGGAUGCAUAUGGGAAAGCUGAACGAUUUGUACGUUUGCUCAUCAACAAGAAUAUGUGGUAUAACACAGCCCAGUGGCUCAACCACCCUUGGAUUUUGGCGUACACGGAAAUGGCCCAAGCCGGACCAUCGGUUGAUUGGACCAAAAUGUUCUCGAUCCCACAACCCACCACCCCUACCUUCUUUAUGGAAGGUUAUGCCGGUCCCUCUCCCCCUUUACCUCCAUCUUCGACUGAUUCAUUGCUCCCAGUCACAGUCCCAACUCCCCCAUUGCCGGUACCGACAGCUUCAUCAUCGCUCCCAGCCCCAACAAAACCAACAUGUCGGGCAAAAUCAACCGAUCCUGUGCCAGCGGCUGAAACGAAGUCCAAGAGUAAGACAAAGUCUGGACGAAGGAAACCCAAGGCCAGGUCCAGCGCCCAGCCACAAUCAGAGGUGACUCCUAACGACACCGCUGCCCCAGUCCAAAGCAAAAAAAGAAAAGGGGACUUGAUCGAAGCCAGGCCAAAGAAGACCAGAGUUGUGAGCGCGGAGUUCAUCAACAGCAGCAGUGAUGAGGAAACAUUGAAGCCGAAGUCGGAGUCACUUCAACCAGUUGGUGGGGAAGCAAAGGCGGUUAAACCUAAGUCCCAGCCCCAUUUCUCCCGCAUGACACCCAGUGCCGGCCUCAGUCUCAUCCGAAGGCCCAAGUUAGACCCCGACGCCAGUCCUCCCAAGACCGCCAUGGCUGCUUUAAGGCAAGCCAAAACUGCCAAACGUCUUGCAAAUCAGAAUGCCGCAAUUGCGAAAGGCAAUUAUCAGCUUGCGGAUAUCCCCUGUGAGGCCUGCAGCAAACGCCAAGAUCGAGACAUUGUUCCAUGCGCUAUCCGUUCCCCCCCACAACAAGGAUCCUGCUUCACCUGCAGUAUGGGUAAGACAACCUGCACAUAUGCAGUAACCAAGAAAAAGGACACUGACAGUAAGGUCGAAGACGAGAUCCAAAAGGGGUUGCAGGAUCUUGAAACAGCCACAGUCUCUGGGGGAGAUGCCCAAGUGAAGAUUGUGAGGAAGAAAGCGAGGUCAAAGAAGCCGCAGGUGAAGAAGGUGAAGCCGGAUGUCAAAGAGAAGGGCAAGCAGGAUGUCGAAAUGGCUGCAGUCGGGCAUGAUGCGGAGCAUGCCAUUGACGUGGACAUGGAGGUUGGUCUGACAAUGGGAAAGGGGAAGUCCGAGGGUGGUAUCGACAUAGAGAUGGCCGAAGUCAAACAUGAGGAAACCGAGGUCGGUGCCAUUCCAAAAGCUGACAAAGACGUGGGCCAGGUGACUCCCACCAUAAUCAUUGAGCCACCCACACCACACACAUCGGCAAUUUUCAAGAGCACUGAGACUGAGGUCGGUACCAACACUGACAAAGGAAAGGGCCGGGAGAUUGGGCCGCCAGCCAGUGAGAUGGAGUGGAUUGUGCCCGAGUUAGCAAUGCAGCCGGAAUUGGGCUUGGCUGUCAAUUAUAUCCAACAAAGCUUUACACCCCCACCUGUUGAGCGCACGUCCCGGCCAGAAGGUUCGCGUUCGGUAUCCCGUUCUCGGCAGGUCAGCCCACCAGAUCCCAAGGAGGUUCAUCUUGACACGGCGCUCUAUCAGAAGAAGAUUGACUUUAGGUCCUUGAGCCCCCCACCGAACUUCGACAUGCAGACGAUGCAGCAGGAGAUCAGAAGACUUGCUCAUGGCCAAGCCGACCUCCUGCAGAAACUCCGAGACCAACAAGCGCAAGUCAGCGUCAUGGAGUCGUCUACCCCUACUAUGCGAGAGUAUUCAGCAUUUGUGGUCCGAAAACAAGAUAUUGACGCAAGUGCCCUUCUCCCCCCAGCGGUUGACUCACCCGUGACCCUGUCACAACGUCUUUUGGCACUCGAAGUGAUUACCCGGUGUAUUCAAGAUCAAGAUUUGGCUAGCCGUCCUCUGUCGGAGAAAAUUGCAAGUCUAGAGACCUCCGUUUGGUUUCAGGAAGAAAAAAUCACCGGAGCGACUCGCCGGAUGGACCGUAUUGAAGAGUCUGCCCACAGGCGUUGGAAGGAAACACAAGAAGAUUUGCAGUCCAUCCGAAGUGAUCACCAGAGACUGGAAGCCGAGGUGAGGGAAGCCGUCAAGACACUGGAGAACAAGUGGGAGACUACGCCAGCUGCGUUACAAGAGAGUCUCAGCCGGGGCUUUGAGAAACUUGCAAGCCGCAUCGAAACUGCCGAGCUAACACUCCACGACCUCACCAAAUCAGUCACUACUAUUUCGGAGCUCAACCUGCGGCUCGGUGCUCGCCAAUCAAGUCUGGAAUCGCUCAUUAUCCAGUUCCUUGGCAACAAGGAGAAGAAGCACACUGGCAUCAAUACCGAUUGCUCAGUCUCACCCGACCGCGGUCAGAAAAGCCAGCAGGUACAAGUCUCCCCGACCCCGGGUGUUGUUCUGCCAAACCCAGUUUCAACCGAUCACGCACAAGUCUCUCCAACCCCGGCCGUCUUUCUGCCUCCAGCAUCUGAGAGCCCAGCGGUCCUUCUGUUGGCGCCAAACCCAAUUCCUCCAACCCGGGCAAGUUCGCCCGGUCCUUACAUUGGGGGUAAUAGGAAGUCACCUUGGCUACAGAAACUCGAACCCACACUUCAAACCCCUGCACAGACCGAGUGCGGUUGUUUGAGCCAGACCUGUUCCAACAUGGUGUCAACUGGAUGGGACCAGGUUGGGCUGAUCCACACUGCAUGGGAUUCAAAGCUCUUCAGCAGACCCAUGACACAUGAGCCCAUUCCAUGA
Laccaria bicolor S238N-H82 is the source of this 2925-nucleotide messenger RNA. RefSeq lists its product as uncharacterized. The record is from RefSeq and is a predicted model, not a curated record. NCBI's taxonomy places the organism in Eukaryota, Fungi, Basidiomycota, Agaricomycetes, Agaricales, Hydnangiaceae. The transcript has 6 exons. The coding region runs from base 1 to 2925 and encodes 974 amino acids.